UUCGGCGUGUGUCGUCGAUGUUCACAGCUGCAGAACAGGUGGCCGCGAAGUCCGUUUUUGGCGGCACGUGGUCGUCAGAACUGGCAGGCGUCCGGUUCGUCGUAGACUCGCAUAGUACAGUGGGCAUAGACAACAGUAUACCCGUCAAGAUAUUAGACACGGGAGUCGGCACGAAAUCAAACGGUUUCCUCAACAAAGGUUGGAUGGCCAAGGCCAACGCGCAGUACGGACCCCUAGGUCCGGUCUCGUUAUCAGUCAUAAACAGGGCGGAUAAGAACGUCGCCGUGUUUAUCGGAUUUGUUAACUCUCAAAACAAGAGAGAUGUUGUUAUUGGUAUGUGGUCCAUGGGAAGAAACUGUAAAAAUAAUUUGGACACUCAUCAGUCAGUGUUUAACAUACCGGAUGUUCUGUAUAAAGAUAGCAAGGAACAAGGUGAUUAAAAAUUACAACAAUAUGUAUUUUGUUAGUUCCUGUGACAUUACUUUAUAAGUGUCAGUUUUUAUAAAUACAAUCUUGAGAUCUUUUCAUUUUAAUAAUUAUACAU
Messenger RNA from Myzus persicae (green peach aphid), 544 nucleotides. RefSeq lists its product as uncharacterized. The record is from RefSeq and is a predicted model, not a curated record. NCBI's taxonomy places the organism in Eukaryota, Metazoa, Arthropoda, Insecta, Hemiptera, Aphididae. The transcript is spliced from 2 exons. The coding region runs from base 18 to 440 and encodes 140 amino acids.